UGUGUGGAGUUGUACAUGGAAAUGUCUAUACGCAAUACUUAUGUUUUUGCCAUAUAAAGUGUAAAAAAUAACAAUAAAGAUGAUUUUAAUAAUUUUAUUUUUCACGUUUUGUCGGGUAUCGGGAGUGAUUUAUCAAUUAAACGAAACGGAAUAUGUUAAAAUGCCGCCAAUCUUCCACCUUGACCCUUACGAGUCAUGUAUUCAACAAACAGGAGGAAUCUAUUGUAUCGUGGAAAUUGAUUUAGUUGCAGACAAAGAAAGCCAACUCCUAGAUAUGAUACACGAAUACAGUGACUGGAAAGAAGUACAUUUCAAUCAUUCAUUGCUACAUUAUGGUAUAUGUUUGAUGAAAUCGUGCGAUAUACAACCGAGGACGACUAAUUCAAAAGAUUUAAAUGUGGUUGUUGAAAAAUGUUUAAAUACGUCAUUUUGGAAGGAAUACAAAUUGAAAGUUAAAUUAAACGAAGAUGUUAUAUGUCAUAGUAAAGAGCCAAUAUAUCAUAUAGAGACUGGAGAUAUAGUAAUUGCUGUGGUAUGUUUUUGUAUGUUCAUGAUCAACUUGGCUGGAAGUGUUUACGAUAUACUGAUCGUAAAAAAUAACGCAGGCAUGCAGUGGUUAUUAUGCUUCUCAGUAAAACGUAACUGGUACAAAUUAACAGAAGGAUCAAGAGAGAAUAGUGAUAAUCAAUUUCAAAGUUUUAACGGCAUGAAAGUUAUAACUAUAUUUCUGGUUAUAUCGAUACACUCCUUAUUACCAUUUGGAUCUUUCAUAGACAACACGCAUUAUUAUGAAAAAAUGUUUAGUAAAAUUCAAUAUCAUUUGCUAGUCGAUGGUACUGUGGUAAUACAGACCUUCUUCAUGAUCUCUGCAUGUUUGUUAUCUUAUAAUCAAAUGUCUUCGCAGAAAGACAAUGUAACAUGGAAAAUGAUACCUAAAAAAAUUUUGUUAAGGUGGUUACGACUAACUCCGCCAUACGUAGUAGUCCUGGCAAUUUCAACGACGUGGCUAAGAUUUGCUGGCUCGGGCCCGCUGUGGCAAAAAAUGAUAGGACAAGAAAUGCAUGACUGUCGGAGGGACGGUUGGCAGAACAUGCUGUAUAUAAACAAUUAUUUUGACAACACUCGCUGUAUGGGUCACACUUGGUAUCUAGCUGCAGAUAUGCAGUUGUUUACAUUAGGAACAUUCAUAAUGGUGUUGACGAAAGAUCUGCAGAGAAAAGUUGUAAUGUCAUUUAUUUUCAUCGUAUCCUUAUUCAUGGCUCCUUUACACACGUACUUUCAAAAUCUGUACGCUCACGUUAUUAUUACACCUGAAGUUGCUCGGGAGUAUUUCGUGAAAGAUCCAACAUUCAACAACUCGUACAAGCGCGGCCAUACAAAUAUGACGUGCUACAUUUUAGGGCUCAGCCUCGGCCUUCUGAUUUACAAAUUGCAGCAAAAGCAGUUUGCCAUUGAAAGAUAUAAGAAAUACAAGUAUUUGGUUUGGGCAACUCUCCCCAUGAUAGUCAUAAUUAUAUACUGCAGUAGCUUGUUCUACUUGGUCGGUGUAACACCACAUGUGAUAAUCAGAGCUGUUUAUUCCGGCACAUAUAGAUCUAUCUAUGGAUUGAUAUUAUCUGCUUUAAUGUUUGGAAUGGUGUUUAAAAUUGAAAAUAUCUAUCGACCGAUAUUAGAAUGGCGCGGCUGGACGUCGCUGGUCCGCGUGUCGUACUCCGCGUACAUUCUGCAUCUCACCUUGAUACAGAUCCCCACGUACUCCAGAACUACAUUGAACCACAUCACAAUACCUCAAGUUAUGUCGACAUGUGUGGGCUCAAUAGCGAUUAGUUUCUUAGCAGCAGUCCCUCUUUGGUUAUUCAUCGAAGCACCAGUUAACCAAAUCGUGAAGUUGUUAACAUCCAGCGAUUUGAAAGACAAAAGUCAGUUGCGGUGAAGAUGUACAGAUUAAGUCUAAUUCAGUGACAGGAAUGAAAAGGGACUUACUAGUAUUUUUGUAUUUUUUGUAUAUUAUGUACUAUACUUUAUACUAAUAUAAAUGAGAAAGUUUAGAUGGA
This is a messenger RNA of Papilio polytes (common Mormon), 2054 nucleotides long. Its product is annotated as nose resistant to fluoxetine protein 6-like. The transcript has 13 exons. NCBI's taxonomy places the organism in Eukaryota, Metazoa, Arthropoda, Insecta, Lepidoptera, Papilionidae. The record is from RefSeq and is a predicted model, not a curated record. Bases 80 to 1933 code for a protein of 617 amino acids. Gene Ontology annotation, molecular function: acyltransferase activity, transferring groups other than amino-acyl groups.